CCCAGCUCCUCAGCUUCUGGUCCGGCCGCGCCGCUCCGCCGACCCUCGCCCGCCGCCGCCACCGCCAAAAUGUCUGCAGCGGGGCCUGGAGGUUCAAGCGCUGCCCCAGGCAGUAAUCGAAGACUUCAGCAGACGCAAAAUCAAGUAGAUGAGGUGGUGGACAUCAUGAGAGUCAACGUGGACAAGGUGCUGGAGAGGGACCAGAAGCUCUCCGAGCUGGAUGACCGUGCAGACGCGCUGCAGGCGGGGGCAUCCCAGUUUGAAACAAGUGCGGCCAAGUUGAAGAGAAAAUAUUGGUGGAAGAACUGCAAGAUGUGGGCCAUCGGGAUCGCCGUGAUCGUCAUCAUCAUCAUCAUCAUCGUCGUGUGGAGUGUUUCUUCAUGAAGAACCAGUGAAACUCCAGCCUGCUGUUUCAAGAACCCUCUUCAAGACUUCGGACUCAGAACCUGCUCUGUUAUCCAGCUCACCUACUGUUAUAUCUCAAACAAUUCUUUUCUGUUAGUUAAUGUAAAAUUUGAUUUCUAGGAAAUGUGCCUUUGUUCUUACUAUGCACUCCAAACCAGUGUGGUCAGCCAGCCCACGUGUGGGGGCGCCUCUGUUCCAGUGCACUGUGAUCUAGAAGGGAUGUUGUCUGGUUCAUUGCCAUUGAUUCCAGUUAAGGGGAUUGGUUCCAAGUUAGUUAUUCUCAUCCGAGGAUGUUACCUUCAGAACUGCAUUUUAAACCUUGGGGUAAUCAGAUUUCCAACUUGUGCCUUCCAGAAAGAACACUACUGCCAACACAAACCUCUGACAAUAACAGGCUGUGCCUUCUUUGGUAUUUUUCUGAUCCUGUGUGCGAGAACCGCCUGCUGUUGUAAUAAGCACUACUGACUCCUCUGAGUUUAGAAGAUGCUGGUCAAGAGGUUUUGCUCUGACGUUAGAUAUGAAAUGUUUACUUUCUUGUUGUGUAUCACUACAUGUUGCUAAAAAUAUUAUUUGAAUCAGAAAUAAUAAUCCCUUUAAAACAUUUUUAUAAAUCUGUGGCUAUGACCAAAGUUACUCUUUUGCCAAAAACUUAAAUGCCAUUAAAAUGCCCCAAAGUAUGUUCCUCACAGAUAAAUUCAGAAAAGUGACAGAUGCCACUCAAGGUGCCCUUUGGAAUUAAAAUUGUGGCAUUGUGUGUGAGCCUUGUACGUGCCAAUAGGCUGCCAUGGCUCUGACAUGCUGGGGUGGUGCAGGGCUGUCCCGACGCAGCCUCUCUCCCGGGAGUGAGAGAAGGUUCCACUGGACUCUUGACAGUCCCACACCUAAGCACAGUGUUUACCCAGCAGUUCUCAGCGCCUCAGCUCUGGAUGCCGGUGUGUUCCUAGUAACUGAGCAACAGUUUUGUACCUUCUAGGGAGACUGUCUGUGAACUGGCCUGCGUCUGGCCCAGUCCUCAGAGACUACAACUUUUUGGAGUUUAUUUCCUAUUCUCAUCCAUAUUCCACUUUCUAAACCUGUCUUCAAAAUUAUGCUUGCGGUUAGGCGUUGGCCCGGGCGGGACGACAUCAGGUCAGCCGUAGAGGCGUGUUCUACAGUGUCAGCUGCUGCACAGGACACUGCAGUGGGGAGAAAUGCUGCCCCCCCCCCCCAAGACUCGUCUUGGGCGCCUGAGGCUCCCAGCACCAGUGUGUGUAGCCUGAAGAUGGAAAUUCAGGAGGGAAUGAAAACAGGCAAAGAGGCACUGAGGCAAUGACAGGUUUUACUAGUCUGGCCCGCUGUCACUGGGCUAUCCUAACUUGUUCUCACGCUGGCCUGCGACUCACAGGCAGCAACAGAUGAGGUGCACCAGGACAGACUCCAGUUCUUUACUCCGUUCCCCAACAUCCCUGAGCGGUGUAGCUGGCCCCUCUGCUGUGUGUGGGAGUAGAAGGUAGCUGUGGGCGGCGUACCCCUCGGCUGGGUCUUCAUCGGGGCUCGCCUCCGGGCUCGCCUCACCUCGUGCUCAGUGCCACGUCCCCGCCAGCUCCUGCAUUAACCCAGGAGUACCUCGCUUGUGUCUGUGCGUUUAGCUGGGAACUUGCCCGCUGCAAUGAACUGAAUAAAGUGUUGAGAAACAAUUCUUGUCCCUGUGUGGCUUGUGG
This is a messenger RNA of Talpa occidentalis (Iberian mole), 2105 nucleotides long. RefSeq names its product vesicle associated membrane protein 3 (gene VAMP3). The transcript has 5 exons. The coding region runs from base 70 to 384 and encodes 104 amino acids. NCBI's taxonomy places the organism in Eukaryota, Metazoa, Chordata, Mammalia, Eulipotyphla, Talpidae. Gene Ontology annotation, cellular component: SNARE complex; plasma membrane. Gene Ontology annotation, biological process: SNARE complex assembly; vesicle-mediated transport; vesicle fusion. Gene Ontology annotation, molecular function: SNAP receptor activity; syntaxin-1 binding. The record is from RefSeq and is a predicted model, not a curated record.